Messenger RNA from Myxocyprinus asiaticus (Chinese sucker), 4434 nucleotides. RefSeq names its product calcium homeostasis modulator protein 5-like. The record is from RefSeq and is a predicted model, not a curated record. NCBI's taxonomy places the organism in Eukaryota, Metazoa, Chordata, Actinopteri, Cypriniformes, Catostomidae. Gene Ontology annotation, molecular function: monoatomic cation channel activity. Bases 132 to 1079 code for a protein of 315 amino acids. The transcript is spliced from 2 exons.
AAGAAAAGUGAAAAUCACAGAGAGAGAAAAGGGAGUGCCAUUGUGUGUACAGAUUUGCAGCCACAGCAGUUAUCAUCUCUGUCAAAUUCCACCAUCAUCUGUGCAUUGACUAUCAACUACUUAUUUUGGAUAUGUCUGUACCAACUAUGGAUUCUUUUAAGACCGUCUUACGGUUCCUCACCAAUCAGAAGAGUACUAUUGGCUAUAGCUUCAUGGCCAUUUUUACAAUAGGCAGUGAACGAAUUUUCUCCAUGGUUUCUUUCCAGUGUCCGUGCAACCGUGAACAGAAUUUUGUCUAUGGAGUAACAUUUCUGCUCGGCCCAGCUAUUGUCUUCAUGAUCAUCAGUCUCUUUGUUAGUACACGUUUUUGGCGAUUAUAUACUGGGUGUUGUCUCAACCCUUUCAAACUCUGCCCCAAGGGUAACUGUUUGAGUUGCUUGACAGUGUUUAUUAAAGUACUUGCUGGAGCUUGCAUUGCGCCCAUUAUGUGGCUUUGUGUAGCACUGCUCAAUGGAACCUUUUACGAGUGUGCUGUCAGUGGCUUGGAUAAAAACAUGGUGGUAGACCUUUUCUGCAAAAACAAGACACCUGAGUGCCGGGAAGAGCUAGCCCAAGUGCCCUGCAGCAAGUCUCAGCUGUCUCCAGAUGAUAAUAAGGAACUGCUACUAAUGCUUCGAGCUCAGUCACAAAUCCUUGGCUGGUCCAUCGUUAUCUUUUCGGCAAUAGCAGCACUGAUUGGCACAUGCUUUAAGAACUGUCGCUCUCAGGUAAGCUACCUUCAGUUAACUUUCUGGAAAAUCUACAUGCAGAAGGAGAAGGAAAAGUUUGAGACAUUUGCUGAAGACUACGCCACCAAACUGGCAGAAAGGAACCUCAAGAGCUUCUUUGACAACAAAAGUCCCGAACCGUUUUCCUUUCCAAACCACAAGGCCUGGGAGGAGAUCUCCUCAAUAUACACAUUUACGCAAAGUGAACAGUACUACAGCAACCUGCAGAGAUAUGUGGAGUGCGGCGAUCGGGAUUACAGCCCUGAGAAGCAUCCUGUUUUACAGAUGGAAGAUGGCAUAGAGAUGGUAUAGAGUCACAAAGCUGCAUGAACUUGGUAAAUGAAUUGAAACAAUAUGACCAAUGAUGUAAACAAGUCAUUGUACAUUUGAGUAACUAGUGUAAAAAACUAUAUAUAUAUAGCCCAGAACAUGACUGACAGCCGCUGUGAAUUUUUGCAGAAUUUUUGUUGAAAACACACCCACUGAAAGUUUUGUUUUGUCCAUUGAGGAAGUGGACACUGCGCAAUUCAAAAUGCUUACCAUUUACACUAGUCACAUCCACUUUCAUUUAGCUACCACUGAAGCAACAGGUCUCAGGCCACAAAGAGAUGCUGACAGAAAUUUGAGCUUGCUUUAAUAGGUGUUUCUCUGAUGGAAGAUGUUUUCAUUAGCAGCGGGGCAAUAUAGAUGUUAUUAUUGAAAGCAACUUUCAGAUAAUCUGAGGGUUGUUUGGUUUGAAUGCUGCAGGUUUAAAAUGUCAAAAAAGGGGGGAAAAGAAAUUAUUCUCAGGGAAUUUGUCAGACGGCUCAAAAUCUUUUCCACCCUCUCCAUGUAGACCAGGCAGUGUGUUUUGUACAUUAAUGCAUAAUAACUUCAAAAGACCAUUGCAUAAUAAGUUUUAACAUUUGCACAAUAUUAUUGAUAAGUGUCUUGUAGUAAUUAAAUUAUCUUCUUAAAAUAACUCUAAACAAAAUAACUGAGUAAAUUCAAAACAUUGAUUAAAAUCUAUAAUACAGCCACAUUGUGCUUAUGCCCUUCAACAAAACAUAUAAUGAGCAAACCUAUAUGCUUGUUUCCUUUGCUGGUUUCAAGUAGAUGAUGUGACAAACAGGAAACCCACAUUAUGACCAGGCAUCUGUAAAAACACUUCAUUUUCUUCAACCUUUCUUUAGUAACUUUACCCAACAGAUCAGCUUUGCAUAGAAAUUCCUGCAUUCAGAACACAAUGCUCUUAGAAUAGCCUUUCAACACAUAAGAACAGAAACUAUUUUAUUUACAUUACUACAAAAGGGUGAGGUGCUGGUUACCAGCAUGUUUGUGGUGUCUAUUUCCUGCAUUGUUUGUAAAGGAGAAUGUUCAGACACUUCAUUAUACUCAGGUUAAAACUCAGCAAUGGACUACAACCCCAAUUACAAAAAAGUUGGGACAGUAUGACAAAUGCUAAAAACAAAACGUAGUGAUUUGUAAAUUAUAUUCACCCUUUGCUAUAUUGAAAGCACUACAACUACACAUUAUAUGAAGUUUCACCUUGUGAAUUUCAUAGUUUUUUUUUUUUUUUAAAUAUACAGUAAUUUCAAAUUAGAUGAUUGCAACACACUCCAAAAAAGUUGAGACAGGGGCAAUUUAAGACUAAUAACAAUUUGACGAGUUAAAAUAACAAGGUGAUGUGAAACAGGAGAUGUUAAACACGUGAAGCAAUCGUGUCAUAGUAUAUAAGGAGCCUCCAAAAACAGCCUUGUCCUUCAAGAGCAAGGAUCAUUCGAGACUUGUCAUUUUGCCAACAGAUGCUUCAGCAAAUAAUCCAGCACUUUGAGAACAAUGUUCCCCAAAGACAAAUUGGAAGGAUUUUGGGUAUUUCACCCUCUACAGUGCACAAUAUAGUUAAACAAUUCAAGAAAUAUGGUCAAAUCUCGUUGCGUAAAGGGCAAGACGAAAACAACUUCUUAAUGUGCAUGAUCUCUGAUCCCUCAGACGUGACUCUCUUAAAAAACAUAAUUCAUCUGUAAUGGAUAUCAUGAACAUGGGCUUAGGAUUACAUUAGUAAACCUUAGUAGUCAACACAACUUGCAGCUGCAUCCACAGAUGCAAGUUAAGACUUUACUAUGCAAAGCAGAAGCCCUACAUCAACACAGUUCAGAAGGGCUUCCAACUUCCAUGGGCUCAGUCUCAUCUUAGAUGGAAAUUAGAACAGUGGAAUCAUGUUUUUUGGUCCACAUUUCAAAUAGUGUUUGAAAAACACAGCCAUCGUGUUCUCCGGGCCAAAGAGGAAAAGGACCAUCCAAAUUUUUAUCAGUGUCAGGUCCAAAAGCAAGUGUCUGUAUGGGCCAGCGGUGUGUCAGUGCCCAUGGCAUGGGUAACUCGAACCUCUGUGAGGGCACCAUUAAUGCAGACAGAUAUGUACAAAUUUUGGAGCAACAUAUACUGCCAUCCAGCACCGUCUUUUCCAGGGACAUCCCUGCAUUUUCCAGUAGGACAACACCAAACCACAUCCAGCCCGGAUUACCAGUGCAUGGCUGUGAAAGCAGAGAGUACGGGUGCUAGAUUGGCCUGCCUGCAGUCCUGACCUGUCUCCAAUUGAAAAUGUGUGGUGCAUUAUGAAGCGCACAAUGCGGCAAUGAAGACCCUGUAAAAUUGUAAUGCCGAAGAACUGCAUAAUGGAUGAAUGAGGGAAAUUCCACUUUCUAAAAUUAACAAACUUGUGUCUUCAGUGCCCAAAUGCUUAAUAAGUGUUUGAAGAAAUUAUGAUGUUUCAAAAUUGUAAACACUCGACUGUCCCAACUUUUUUGGAGCAUGUUGCAAUCAUCUGACUGUACAUUUAUUAAAAAAAACAAUUAAAUUCACAAGGAAAAACAUAAUAUGAUGUUUAGUUGUAGUGCUUUCAAUAUAGCAAAGUGUGAAUAUAAUUUACAAAUCACUCCUUUUUGUUUUCAUUAGCAUUUUUCAUACUGUCCCAACUUUUUCUGAAUUGAGGUUGUAUAAUUUCCAAAAACAACAUGGCAAAAACAACAAAAUUAGCUUGCUCGUUUUUUUUUUUUUUUUUAUGUCAGGCUGGUUGAAUACUAUAUGUGCUAAAAAGGUUAAAAAUACAGUUUAGAAUAAAUUUAAAAAUAAGUAGCCAUAAUAACCAGAUAUUUAAAUAAAUACACAGAAAAUGGGAACACUAAAGCAAUACUUCCACAAUUGUGAGGUGUUCCCCAUGAAAUAUGGGAACUACAAUUACAAAAGCACACAGUCCGCCUGCCUCUCUCAUUGGUUGUAAUAAUGUAACUGAGGGAAAUGAUCAUAUGUUUUGCAUGUAUGUAGGAAGUGAAUAAUGCAUUUUCAGUUAUUUAUUUAUUUGUAUUAUUUAUUUUGUUUAUUUGUUUUAAGUUUGUUUUGUUUUUUGCAAUUUUGUACUGAUAUAAUCAUUUUUGUAUUUAUUUCCUGCUUCGCCCUAUUAUAUUUAUGUUAUAAUCUAUUUUAAUGUGGAUUUUUGUAUUGCUUGUAUAUAAGUACAGUAUGUAUGUAUUAACCUAUACUGUAUUUCUAUGCUUUAAUUAAAAGAAAAUGGAAAAUUGUAAUGUUGUCUUCCCUACUGAAAUAGACAGCCUGGUGGUGACCAGCUUGAAUGACCUAUUUAUUGAUGGUCAGACUCAGCAGUGUAUAAAUCCAGAUUUAUGCCAUGAAU